This is a messenger RNA of Oncorhynchus kisutch (coho salmon), 2380 nucleotides long. Its product is annotated as glyoxylate reductase/hydroxypyruvate reductase-like. The record is from RefSeq and is a predicted model, not a curated record. The coding region runs from base 177 to 1142 and encodes 321 amino acids. NCBI's taxonomy places the organism in Eukaryota, Metazoa, Chordata, Actinopteri, Salmoniformes, Salmonidae. Gene Ontology annotation, cellular component: cytosol. The transcript has 9 exons. Gene Ontology annotation, molecular function: NAD binding; glyoxylate reductase (NADPH) activity; hydroxypyruvate reductase (NADH) activity.
UGCAAUGUUGUCUGACCCCAACACACUUCCUGGUUCAACAGCGUGUGCACACGUUGAAAUGUCAUCGUGAACACUAAACAAUCCGCAAAAUUAGCUACAUCUGUUAUAGGAUUCGGGUCGUUAUUUCAAGCAGUUCUUCUGACUUUUUUCCGUCAAUCGGAGGACGCACAGAGAUCAUGAAAGUUUUCAUAACAAGACGCAUCCCACAGGAGGGAAUGAAGAUUCUGUCACAGGCUGGAGUAUGUAAAGUGUCACUGUGGGACUCUGAUGAGCCUGUUCCGAGGGCGGAGCUUCUGAAGGGCGUGGAGGGGGCCCAUGGGCUGCUGUGCCUCCUGUCGGACAAGAUCGACACAGAGGUUCUGGACGCAGCAGGUCCAAACUUGAAGGUUAUAAGUACCUUGUCUGUCGGAUUUGACCACAUGGCCAUGGAUGAGAUCAAGAAACGAGGGGUGCGUGUGGGCUACACUCCAGACGUCCUGACUGAUGCCACGGCGGAGCUGACCGUCGCCCUGCUCCUGGCUACAGCUCGGCGGCUACCAGAGGGCGUGGUGGAGGUUAAGAAUGGAGGCUGGAGCACCUGGAAACCUCUGUGGUUGUGUGGUUAUGGUCUGUCAGGCAGCACUGUCGGUGUCAUUGGACUGGGACGCAUAGGUAUGGCCAUUGCCAGGAGGCUGAAACCGUUUGGAGUGAAGAGGCUCCUGUACUUUGGAAGAACUGCCAAAUCCUAUGCUGCUGAGGUGGAGGGAGAAUACGUGCCCUUGGACACGCUGGUGUCUGAGAGUGAUUUUGUCGUGGUGUCCUGCGCCCUCACACCAGAGACCCAAGGCCUGUGUAACAAGGACUUCUUCAGCAAGAUGAAGAACACCGCUGUCUUCAUCAACACCAGCAGGGGUGCAGUGGUGAAUCAGGAGGAUCUGUACCAGGCUCUGUCCAGUGGUCAGAUAGCUUGUGCUGGGCUGGACGUCACAACCCCAGAACCACUCCCCACCGACCACCCCCUCCUCACCCUCAAAAACUGUGUGGUCUUGCCCCACAUUGGCAGUGCUACCUACUCCACACGUGGCAUCAUGGCAGAGCUGUCCGCAAACAAUCUGCUGGCAGGCCUACAGGGCACAGACAUGCCCAGCGAACUCAAAUUCUAGUGCUGCUCUACAACUUCUCAAUUCUGCCUCGGUCCUCCUGUUAGAAUGAUUAUUUUAUCAACCAAUCAGUAGUCAUUACCAGGGAAGGUAAAAGCCGUAAGUGACCAGGAAGGAAUCUGUGUUAAGAUUAUUGCUGUUCUAUUAAAGGAAAGAUUCACCCAUUUUGAAUGUUAUAUCAUUUUUGUGCAUCUCUGAGCGAUGUUCUAUCGAUUCCUGGGGAUUUUCAUGUGUUUUCAUGUGUAUCUGAGCUAUUCGCUGUUCAAACAUGCAGAAAUACAGCCAGUAUGCCAUGUUUUGCAUCAUAGAAAUACAGCGGGUAUGCCGUCUUUAGUGUCAUAGAAAUACAGCGGGUAUGCCGUCUUUAGUGUCAUAGAAAUACAGCGGGUAUGACGUCUUUAGUGUCAUAGAAAUACAGCCGGUAUGACGUCUUUUGUGUCAUAGAAAUACAGCGGGUAUGACGUCUUUAGUGUCAUAGAAAUACAGCCGGUAUGACGUCUUUAGUGUCAUGGAAAUACAGCGGGUAUGCCGUCUUUAGUGUCAUAGAAAUACAGCCGGUAUGACGUCUUCAGUGUCAUGGAAAUACAGCGGGUAUGCCGUCUUUUGUGUCAUAGAAAUACAGCGGGUAUGACGUCUUUAGUGUCAUAGAAAUACAGCCGGUAUGACGUAAAAUUCGUCCUUUCAGCUGUAUUUAUGCCUGCUUGAAUGGCAAAUAGAUGCACAAAAACUGGGUGAAUGUUUCCUUUAACAUGGUCUCCCAACAUGAAGGUAAACUUCUGCCUCUUGCUCUUACUGUUUUAAAAGAAAUAACUAACUUGUAAAAUGUUACCUGAAAGAGGAAGUGUAUAGUAGUAACGUUUUGAGAACAUGCCUCAGUAUACUUAACAGUACUCCUAAGGGUCAGCCAUGACUUCCUUUUAAGGACGUAGAAAAGCACUACAAUGUCUCUGCACACAAUUCAUCACUGGCCUUCUUGUUCUUAUGAAACACUUGAUCGAAUUGUGUAAAACAGUAGUUGUAAUGUUUUCUAUUGUUCUCAUGACAGUUUUGUGUUAACAUAUUGAGAUAUGGAUCGCCAUUGUCUAUUUGUGCAUAAUUCUAAGAAACACUAUCUCUAAUUAAUCUAUGGUAGAACACCUCGCCUGUAAUCAUUGUUUGUUUCAAACCAGCUGAUCACUCCCUCCCUCUAUCAUGGUCUGUCAUUCUGGCUUUGUUGAAUAAAGUAGAAAUGUUGUACAGUA